This is a messenger RNA of Haliotis rubra (blacklip abalone), 3157 nucleotides long. RefSeq lists its product as uncharacterized. The record is from RefSeq and is a predicted model, not a curated record. NCBI's taxonomy places the organism in Eukaryota, Metazoa, Mollusca, Gastropoda, Lepetellida, Haliotidae. Gene Ontology annotation, molecular function: protein binding.
AUGAAAACAUGUCGGCUCCCUCCAUGAGUAUCAGCUUGGCUCGUCAAAUUAGGAAACUUAGGAAGAAACUGAGACAAAUAGAAAACCUCGAGAGACUAGGCAGACAACUUUCCGAAGAGGAGCGCCUAAAGAUUGGAAAGAAGUCCCAGUUUCGGGAGAGGCUGCAGGAAUACCUGGCUCAGGUGUCCGACGAUGAGGAUGCUGGUAAACUUGACUCCUUCAACUCUCCUGCGCGGAAUCAUCACUUGGCUCGGAUGAUUGGUCAACUUUCACAGAGACUGAGGCUGAAAUGCCCUGAGAAAGAGAACCCUCCUAAGAAGCAAGAACCACCAGCUGUUAAACAGACAUCAGAGAAAACAGCACUGAAGAAAAAGAAAUGGGUUGGGUGUGCUGGGGCCCUGUGGUACGGUGUGCUGGGGCCCUGUGGUGGGUGUGCCGGGGCCCUGUGGUUGGGUGUGCUGGGGCCCUGUGGUGUGUGCUGGGGCUGGGGGCCCUGUGGUUGGGUGUGCUGGGGCCCUGUGGUGGGGUGUGCUGGGGCCUUGUGGUGUGUGCUGGUGCCUGCUGGGGAUGGGUGUGUGCUGGUGCCCUGUGUGGUGUGCUGGUGCCCUGUGGUGUGGUGUGCUGGUGCCCUGUGCUGUGGUGUGCUGGUGCCCCAUGUGUGGUGUGCUGGUGCCCUGUGUGUGGUGUGCUGGUGCCCCUGUGUGGCCCUGUGCUGGGUGCCCCUGGGGCCCUGUGGGUGUGCUGGGGCCCUGUGGUGUGCUGGGGCCCUGUGUGUGGUGUGCUGGGGCCCUGUGUGUGGUGUGCUGGGGCCCCUGGGGCCCUGUGGUGGUGCAUGCUGCCCUGGGUGCUGGGGCCCUGUGGUAUGGUGGCUGGUGCUGGUGGUGUCCUGGGGCCCCUGUGUGAGGUAUGCUGGUGCCCUGCGGUGUGGUGUGCUGGGGCCCUGUGGUGGUAUGCUGGUGCCCUGUUCUGAGGUGUGCUUGGGGCUCUGUGGAAGAAAUGGAAGAGUUCGUUUUGUUUCAUCUCGGGAGUAUCCAGACCACAGCGACAUUGUCAACGACCUCGUAGUGGAUGGAAGAAUCCUUGUAACAGCAAGUCGAGACACGACUUUGAAAGUAUGGGAUCUUGAGGAAGGGAGACAACUCAGAAACCUUGGAGGACAUACUGGCAGCGUGACAACUGUGUUUCUGUUGUCAGAACAAGCUUCACAAAAAUCCGGUUAUUUGGCUGGCAAGCCACCUCACCACCGUCUUGUCAUCAGUGGAUCAACAGACUGCUCCUUUAAGAUCUGGAACAUUGCAACCGGGGCCAUACUCAAGUCGGUCUACACAUACAAUCCCAUCACUCGACUGGUCUGCAAUCAGAAGGGUCUCAUUGUGACUGGAACAGAUGGCGGUAAGAUGGAAAUAUGGGACAUGGAGACUGGCGAGAAUCUCCACUCGGUCAUCGCCUGCGAGGGAGCUGUCACAGCCAUGAAGUUCGCAGACAACCAAAUCUACAGCACAUCGUCCACCGGUGUGUUGAAAGUGUUCCAGAUCAGAGAUAACUGCCUGGCAUGUAUGUACGAGGGAGAACCUGCGAUCUGUGUCGGGUCUCUGGUGACCCCGAGGUUCAUCCGAUCUCUGGCAGUGUUCAAACAUAUGAUCUUCUAUGGGGAUGAUGCCAUCAACAUCAAGCUCCUGGAAUGGAAGAGAGGUAUAGUGAAGAAGUUACCAAACCACACAGAUGAGUUUGCAUCCACUGACGCCAUCUGCUCGUUUGAGGACCUCCUCAUCGCUUCCAGCUACGACCUCGACAAUGGCCUCGGCUACAUCAAUAUUCGUUCACUACCGCACGGAGACUACCUGGCUACUCUUGAUGACGAGGACACGGAGAGAAUCGUCUGCCUGGGAUGUGGGAGAACAAAGUCUGGCAACUUGGUGCUGGUGACGGGUGGUAUGCAGCUGAAAGUGUGGGAGAUAGACGCUGUACACAGUCCAUCUCAGGAAGAGGAGGAGGAAGAAGAAGAGAACUAUGUGCAUUUUAUUUCCCGAUUAAAUCGCCCAGGACGUGACUCUGAUGUGGAGUCAGAUUCUGACCUCAGUGAUAGCGACCUUGACCCUGGUAUGGAUGACGAUGAGAAUGGUGGCGCAAGUGAUGAUCUAUCAUUCAAGAAAGAAGAGGAAAAAAGUUCAUGGUUAUCGUAUUGUGCAAUUUUGUGAACACGUCAGAGGAUGAAGAUACUCUGAGAGAUCAUGAACCGACAUUAAAUUUCAGAAUGAUGUACCAGAUUUCCAUUCUGUGCUCACUUCACUUUCUGUGUCCACAGUUGCAGCAUUAUAGAAAAUCUGUUUAUGAAACAGCCUUGAACAACAGGUGUCAGAAUUAUUUCCUUGGCGAAUCUCCCCAAGCCCCAAUGUAGUUACUUCACAUGUAUGUGUUAUGACUGUAUGCAUGCAGAUAUAACCAUUACAGUCUGUACUCAACCUACAGUGCUGUGCAUGAUCCUAUGGGCAGACAACUCUUGGAGUAAGCACAAUCGGCAGAUGUAACAAGUUGGAUUACAGUCAAACCCCAUUUCCCUUGUGAUGACUAUCAGUCAGGCAGUUAAAGGGUCAACUCGGACACUAAGGGCAGUUAAAGGUUUAACUCGGACACUAAGGGCAGUUAAAGGUUUAACUCGGACACUAAUGGCAGUUAAAGGUUUAACUCGGACACUAAUGGCAAUUAAAGGGUUAACUCGGACACUAAUGGCAGUUAAAGGUUUAACUCAGACACUAAUGUAACCUGACUCAUGGUAGAACUUUCAACAUCUAGACCAGGGCCCCCGAUCCACAAAACGAUCUCAUGGUUCUAACUCCACACUUAUCCUGUCUCAGAGUCAUGGGAUAGCUUAGUGGUUAAAGCAUUCGCUCGUCACACUGAAGGCCCCAGUUCGGUUCCCCACAUGGGUACGAUGAGUGAAGCCCAUUUCUGGUGUCCCCCACCAUGAUAUUGCUGGAAUAUUGCUAAAAGCAGCAUACAACCCAACUCACUCACUCACCCCUGAGCACAUCAUUUUCCCUGCCUGUCAGUCCAGGGUGGUGGGGUAGCCUAGUGGUUAAAGCAUUCGCUCAUCAUGCCGAAGACCUGGGUUCAAUUCCCCACAUGGGUACAAUGUGUGAAGCCCAUUUCUGGUGUC